UCCAAAGAAUGUGCAACCUUAAAUUUUCCAUUUUAUUUGCCAAACUUUUUUCGUACUUUUCUGUAGUUUUCCGAAGGGUUUUCCUCAAGUUGAUGAAGUUGAUUUCUUAAGCAAGCAAUAAAAUUCGUAAUUUCGUACCAAAGUAGGUAGCCUCAAGAUAGUUAGUUUUUGUUCAAUCAAAUUUUUCAUAUCAUCAUGUAGCAUUUUUUAAAGAAAAACUAUAUGUACAUGUUUGAUCGUUCGGUAAGUUAAUAGAGCCUCCUGACCUAAUCCGGAGAAGAUAUUUCGUGUCAAUUUAACGAUAACAUGCUGAAUAAUACGUCGUUGAACGGCAUACUACAGUAUGGCGACAUCACUCCAAUGAAGUCCGACAUGCCCGAGGAUGACGCCAGAUCUGAGGCUACGUUCGACUUCGUCGUCAAGAAUUUAAGCCGCAUUAAAGAUGCUGUGUUAUCUGAACCUUGCAUGAUCCUUAAUUUACCGUGGAAAAUAAUGGCCAUGCAGAGACCUGAUAAUACCGCCAAUCGAUCGUCAUCCAGAAGUCUCGGUUUCUUUUUACAAUGCAACGGAGAAGAAGAAUCGGAAAGCUCAUCUUGGAGCUGUUUAGCCAACGCUCAACUCAGCAUAUUAUCGCAGAAAGAAGGCGUCGAAGAUUUCUCCAGAAAAAUUCAGCAUUUAUUUUACUCGGAGGAGAACGAUUGGGGAUUUAGUCAUUUUAUGUCGUGGAAUGAUGUUAUGAAUCCGAAACAUGGUUACAUCAAAGAUGAUACUAUUAUUUUACGUGCUGUCGUAACCACCGAUGCUCCUCAAGGUGUCAGCAGGGAUUCUAAAAAGAAUACCAGAUAUGUGGGUUUGAAGAAUCAAGUUGAGGCUACAUUCGACUUCAUCGUCGAGAAUCUCAGCCAUAUUAAAGACGCUGUGUUAUCUGAACCUUGCAUGAUCUGCAAUUUACCGUGGAAAAUAAUGGCCAUGCAAAGACCUGAUAAUACCGCCGAUCGAUCGCCAUCCAAAAGUCUUGGUUUCUUUUUACAGUGCAACGGAGAAGAAGAAUCGGAAAGCUCAUCUUGGAGCUGUUUAGCCAACGCUCAACUCAGCAUAUUAUCGCAGAAAGAAGGUGUCGAAGAUUUCUCCAGAAAAAUUCGGCAUUUAUUUUACUCGGAGGAGAACGAUUGGGGAUUUAGUCAUUUUAUGUCGUGGAAUGAUGUUAUGAAUCCGAAACAUGGUUACAUCAAAGAUGAUAUUAUUAUUUUACGCGCUGUCGUAACCACCGAUGCUCCUCAAGGUGUCAGCAGGGAUUCUAAAAAGAAUACCAGAUAUGUGGGUUUGAAGAAUCAAGUUGAGGCUACAUUCGACUUCAUCGUCGAGAAUCUCAGCCAUAUUAAAGACGCUGUGUUAUCUGAACCUUGCAUGAUCUGCAAUUUACCGUGGAAAAUAAUGGCCAUGCAAAGACCUGAUAAUACCGCCGAUCGAUCGCCAUCCAAAAGUCUUGGUUUCUUUUUACAGUGCAACGGAGAAGAAGAAUCGGAAAGCUCAUCUUGGAGCUGUUUAGCCAACGCUCAACUCAGCAUAUUAUCGCAGAAAGAAGGUGUCGAAGAUUUCUCCAGAAAAAUUCGGCAUUUAUUUUACUCGGAGGAGAACGAUUGGGGAUUUAGUCAUUUUAUGUCGUGGAAUGAUGUUAUGAAUCCGAAACAUGGUUACAUCAAAGAUGAUAUUAUUAUUUUACGCGCUGUCAUAACCGCCGAUGCUCCUCAGGGUGUCAGCGGGGAUUCUAAAAAGCAUACCAGAUAUGUGGGUUUGAAGAAUCAAGUUGAGGCUACGUUCGACUUCGUCGUCGAGAAUCUCAGCCAUAUUAAAGACACUGUGUUUUCUGAACCUUGCAUGAUCCUUAAUUUACCGUGGAAAAUAAUGGCCAUGCAGAGACCUGAUAAUACCACCGAUCGAUCGCCAUCCAAAAGUCUUGGUUUCUUUUUACAGUGCAACGGAGAAGAAGAAUCGGAAAGCUCAUCUUGGAGCUGUUUUGCCAACGCUCAACUCAGCAUAUUGUCGCAGAAAGAAGGCGUCGAAGAUUUCUCCAGAAAAAUUCAGCAUUUAUUUUACUCGGAGGAGAACGAUUGGGGAUUUAGUCAUUUUAUGUCGUGGAAUGAUGUUAUGAAUCCGAAACAUGGUUACAUCAAAGACGAUACUAUUAUUUUACGCGCUGUCGUAACCACCGAUGCUCCUCAAGGUGUCAGCAGGGAUUCUAAAAAGAAUACCAGAUAUGUGGGUUUGAAGAAUCAAGUUGAGGCUACAUUCGACUUCGUCGUCGAGAAUCUCAGCCAUAUUAAAGACGCUGUGUUAUCUGAACCUUGCAUGAUCUGCAAUUUACCGUGGAAAAUAAUGGCCAUGCAAAGACCUGAUAAUACCGGCGAUCGAUCGCCAUCCAAAAGUCUUGGUUUCUUUUUACAGUGCAAUGGAGAAAGAGAAGGAGAUUUGGAAAGCUCAUCUUGGAGCUGUUUCGCCAAUGCGCAACUCAUCAUAUUGUCGCAGAAAGAAGGCGUCGAAGAUUUCUCCAGAAAAAUUCAGCAUUUAUUUUACUCGGAGGAGAACGAUUGGGGAUUUAGUCAUUUUAUGUCGUGGAAUGAUGUUAUGAAUCCGAAACAUGGUUACAUCAAAGACGAUACUAUUAUUUUACGCGCUAUCGUAACCGUCGAUGCUCCUCACAGUGUCAGCUGGGAUAAAAAGCAUACCAGAUAAAUGAAAUGAGGGUUUGAAGAAUCAAGGCGCCACUUGAUUCAUUAAAGCGAAUCAUUCCAAAUGCAAGGACUUUAAGGAAACGGAAGUUUGGAGUAUUUUGACUACGUCUCGUCCUCAUUUAAUGAACGAUUUGAUGAAGAUUUUUUUCAAUGACGAUGCUUAAAUCAUUGGACGGGAUGGAAUGAAAAUUAAGAUGUAUUCUUGAACUUAUCUCAUAUAUACCUACUCUUUAGGUGGUUAUUGUGUUUUUUUCCUUCUAUUUAAAGUGUAAUUUGGUAAAUUUUUAUAUGUUUUUACUUUUUUUUCUUCUAAGUUUAUCUAUUUUUUUUAAUGGCGAAACAUGAAAUAAAGUUUCCUUGUUCAUGUA
Molecule: messenger RNA, 3100 nt
Organism: Planococcus citri (citrus mealybug)
Lineage: Eukaryota; Metazoa; Arthropoda; Insecta; Hemiptera; Pseudococcidae
Exons: 13
Coding region: 307-2733 (808 amino acids)
Molecular function (GO): protein binding
Source: RefSeq, a predicted model, not a curated record